GCAUUCCCGACACCAUUUCCUCUGCAGACUGUGUUCCAUUCGUCUGCUUUUCACUUGGUCUCGAGAUCUGGACCAUGGCAUCUCUGCUACGGAUGCUGAGUGACUUCCCCAGUCGCCUGGCUGCAUUCCUGGACAGACCUGGAUUCCCUUGGAAAAGACUGAUCCUGGGUUUCUCCCUGGGCCAGUAUGUCCUCGAAGGUUUAUUAUCCCUGCGACAGUACAAGGUGUUGCAGAAGAAGAAACCGCCCAAGACCCUAGAAGAUGAAAUCUCGCAGGAUGUAUUCGACCGAAGCCAAGCAUAUGGCCGAGCAAAAGCGCGAUUCGGUUUCAUCUCAGGUUUAUAUUCCCAGAUCCAAAAUGUCCUCUUCAUUCAAUACGAUAUCUUGCCCAAACUGUGGUCGGUGACCGGCAUCUGGCUCACGCGAUUCCUACCCGAACGAUUCUCCGGCGAAAUCUCUCAUACGGUCCUCUUCUUCCUGACGUUCAACUUGAUCUCUCAAGCCCUCUCGUUACCCAUUUCGUACUACGGGACCUUUGUGUUGGAGGAGAAGUUUGGGUUCAACAAGCAAACGGUCAAGCUAUGGCUCACGGACAUGCUAAAGGGUCAAGCCCUGAUGGUCGCACUCGGUACACCACUUCUCAGCGCCUUCCUCAAGAUCAUCCAAGUCACGGGCACGAGAUUCUUCUACUACCUCUGGCUCUUUGGCAUUGCCGUCCAGCUCUUCGGCAUCACAAUCUACCCAAUCUUCAUUCUGCCGCUCUUCAACAAGUUGUCACCUCUCGAACCCGGAGAGCUAAAGUCAGGCGUCGAAGCCCUCGCGUCGAGACUCAAGUUCCCCUUGAAGUCACUGUAUGUCAUCGACGGAAGCAAACGAAGUGCACAUAGCAAUGCGUACUUCUUUGGUCUUCCAUGGAAGAAACACAUUGUCAUCUACGACACUUUGAUCGAAAAGAGUGAACCACAAGAGGUUGUUGCGGUCCUUGGACAUGAGCUUGGACAUUGGAGUCUGUCGCAUACCACGAAAUUGUUCGCUAUCGCACAGUUCCACAUGUUCUACAUCUUUGCCCUGUUCAGCGUCUUCAUCGACAACAAUUCUUUGUACUCGUCCUUUGGAUUCCACAACUCGCACCCUAUCAUCAUCGGAUUCAUUCUCUUCUCUGAUGCCUUGAGUCCAAUGGAUGCUGUUGUAAAACUCUUGAUGAAUGUCCUCUCUCGUAAGUUCGAGUUCGAAGCCGAUAAAUUUGCAGUCGACCUUGGUUUCCAAAAGGAACUGGCGAGGAGUUUAAUCAAGCUCCAAGUCCAGAAUCUCAGCACAAUGGACGCGGACUGGAUGUAUGCUAGCUACCAUUACAGCCAUCCCAUCUUGGCUGAGCGACUGGCUGCCUUGGGCUGGAAAAGUUCCAAACCAUCGUCCAAUGGCAAGGUUGUCGAGCUGGACGAGAAAGUGGUGGACGCGGAUGUUGUGAAAGCAACGGACCGAGAAUUGUGAAUUCCUUGUCUUGCUGGUCUACAGCAAGGAUGAGAUAUGGAGGAGUGGAUUAAGACAGAUACACUGCAAGCUUUCUAGCCAGCAAUUGUCUUGGUCUGAUCUGGGUUAUCAUGCUGGCAAUCUUGACAGAUAGUUGCAACAGGAUGGCAUUUUCGACUUUGGCGAAUGUCAAUCUUGAGUCGUUGCAUCAAAUCGCAUGCAUGCUGAGAAGCUGCAUGUCUGGGUGAUAUACUUUUUUCCAAUAGAGUAGGAUACUGGACGAUGAAAGCAAAGCCAUUGGUCGCUCCAAAGGAAGGGAGGAAAAGGAUGUUAAAAUGUGUAAAACGACUCCUUUCAGUCUUUGGUGGCUUGUCGUCUCUUGACUUCU
Exophiala oligosperma is the source of this 1857-nucleotide messenger RNA. RefSeq lists its product as uncharacterized. The record is from RefSeq and is a predicted model, not a curated record. Gene Ontology annotation, biological process: CAAX-box protein processing. The transcript has 4 exons. Gene Ontology annotation, molecular function: metalloendopeptidase activity. Lineage: Eukaryota; Fungi; Ascomycota; Eurotiomycetes; Chaetothyriales; Herpotrichiellaceae. Gene Ontology annotation, cellular component: endoplasmic reticulum membrane. Bases 75 to 1490 code for a protein of 471 amino acids.